Paramacrobiotus metropolitanus is the source of this 1696-nucleotide messenger RNA. RefSeq names its product phospholipid phosphatase 2-like. The transcript has 4 exons. Gene Ontology annotation, biological process: phospholipid metabolic process; signal transduction; phospholipid dephosphorylation. NCBI's taxonomy places the organism in Eukaryota, Metazoa, Tardigrada, Eutardigrada, Parachela, Macrobiotidae. Gene Ontology annotation, molecular function: phosphatidate phosphatase activity. Bases 307 to 1311 code for a protein of 334 amino acids. The record is from RefSeq and is a predicted model, not a curated record.
UAUUCUGCACCCAUACGCUGCUCACUCUUAUUAGCGCUCAUAUCUGAAUGAUACGUUUUGGGCCUUUAGCUGAUAACGUGAUAACGGACUGGUUCUCCGACAGUUUAUUCUGUGACUAAUCACUGAUUCUCUUCCGCUGUAAAUACAUAGUACAUACUACAUACGGUAUUUCUUUGCGAGGUACGCGCACUCUAAUAGCACGAACAACGGCAAGAUGUGCUCGCAGUUGGCUUUGGGCCAUUAAGGUGUUCUAGUCACAGACGACAGAACUUGCCACCGACCGGAUCGCCCCGCUGCCAAGCGAAGAUGGAUACACCGUCUUCCCCGAAACCAUUGCGCAGCGAGACUUACGGAAAAUGCAAAGUUAUCAGAUGGCGAUCGAUCGUGUCACUGCGGAAUGCCAUUGAACUGGGUUCUAUAAUUGCUGCUUGCGUGCCGUUCAUCGUCGUACGCUACAUGGGUGGAUACAAACGAGGAUUUUUCUGCAAUGAUCCAGAUAUUCAGUUGCCGUAUAAAGAUGAUACGGUUCCAUUUAGUAUUUUGGCGAUGACAGGCGUCCUUGUUCCGGUUCUUGUGGUGUUCUGUGGCGAGUUUUUCCGUUUCACCCUGUCCAAGAGCCCUUACAAUGAUUACGAGACGCGCUACGAACUACUGGGGUUGAAAAUUCCGCCGUUUCUCUCAAGUGCCAUCCGAAUCAACGCACUGUAUGCUUACGGAGCACUUAUUUGCGUCUCCAUCACCGACAUAACCAAGUAUGCAGUCGGCCGACUGCGCCCGCACUUCAUAUCCGUCUGCGAUCCGGACUUUAGCAGAAUUAUCGGUUAUCCCGGUAACUGCACCUAUGUCGAAGAGCCGUACUGCCGUGCCGCGUCCAGCACUGAUCCGGUCAUUAUUUCCCGUUUCGCCGACUCGCGAUUAUCAUUUUUAUCGGGCCACUCAUCGUUUUCUUUUUAUUGCGCAUUUUUUGUUAUUUUCUACUUGGAGACCCGGCUGAAAUGGAUGAGCAUGCGCUUUUUCAAGGCAUUCUUACAGUUUGCCGUUUUUUUAGCAGCGCUCUUGUGUUCGAUGUCAAGAGUCAGUGAUAAUAAGCAUCAUCCUACCGAUGUUAUGGCGGGCAGUGCACUGGGGAUUGUUGUUAGUACAGUGGUGGUGUUUGUUGUUGGUGAUUACUUUCUUGACCGCCGAGCACUGAGAGCCAAGAUCCGUGGAAUAUUUAAAAAGCUAGAUCAAGAUGUUGUCAAGAAUGGCCAUCAGGACACGGACUUAGAUAACGUUAAGGUUGUUACGAGUGAUCCAAAGAUCACCGCUUGAACGGAUUGCCUUGAUGCGUUUGGUUGGAUUGCGAUUCUCAGUGAAUGCUUGGCUGUGAUAUUUUCCCUCAUUAUCAAAGUUCCUUUCAAACGGAGUGUAGCCGUUUAUGACCCUGUCUUAGUUGCCAUAAUUUGUUCCUGGUGGAAAUUGUAAUAGCUUUCAGAUGCUGCUUAUCUGGUCUUACGAAUUUUGGCAGCUUAACAGAAACAUGUCGUCCUGAAUAAUAUAAUUAUGGGGAUGCGAUAGUUAACGAGAAGAUAGCUCAUGAUACGCGGUACUUUUUUCUUGCAUGUUGUAGCCCGUGUUCUUUUCAUGGUCAGUGAUUGUUGGUUGAACAUUUUCUGUAGACGUUUUCGCACAUUAAAAGGUACGAUAUUGCACUAAA